AUGAGGACGAAUAGGGAAUUCAGAAGGAGGAAGAGAAACGAACAGGAUGAUAAGGGGACAACGGAAGUUACCUCAAGGGAGGACACUCUUCCAGCGGAGAACACUCUUCCAGCGGAGAAACAUAUCUCAGAGUCAGCGGGGGACACCUCGGAGCCCCAGUCUGUGGAAAUCGUGUGGCCGGCCUUUAACCAUCCGGCAACAACUUCAAGGCCAACAAAAGUCUUCUCCCUCCACAAUCGGGUUUACUGCGAUUGCUCGAAAUACUUCAGCACCUCCCUCAGCCCACGUAAUCGCGAUGUCUUCGUUGAGGCCCAAACAGGCCACGUUGUCUUCAACGGCAACGAUGAUGACGACGAUGACGACGAUGACGAACCAGACGACUUUUACCUCUGGGCCGUCUGGCUCUAUGUUUGCAGUGGCUGCAAGCACGAGUUCCAGGACGAUCACCGGUGUAGGCCUUCCAGGCCGGAGUCCGGUAGGACUGCCUCAGGGUCCUCGGAGUCGGCUGCUAGGGCCGGGGAAUACCUCUACGCCUCCCAUAAACCCUACGGAUUGCCCCAGCCCCCUGUCUGCAAGUCCCUCUCCAAUCGCAUCGCAGAAGAAGAAGGAGAAGGAGAAGGAGACCAUACCCGCUAUGGCGGCCACGAGGAUGAAAGAAGACGCCGCAACUGCUGCGGAAACGGGGGAAAUUUGUCGUCGAAGGUUACGGGCGACCCCAACGCGCCCCUAGAAGCAGCAGCCGCGUACAUGUUCGGAUACCGCCUUUGUUGUCGAUUACGAGGAAGGGGAUUGCACAAUCACCGAGGGUGGCUGGCCCCCGACCUCAUGCUUAACUUUGCCGCGGACAGCUUUACUCAAGAUAAGCAUUAUCUGAUUCAGCUCUAUGGCAAAAUUCUCGGAAUAGUUCGCCGUCCAGGUGCCUUUAGUGGCGUGGUACCGGUACCUGAGGUGGGAAUGGUUAACAGGGUUGACGAUGCUGCUCGAAAUACCAAAAGCGUGCGGGUAAUUUCUGUGGGUUAA
This is a messenger RNA of Neurospora tetrasperma FGSC 2508, 1020 nucleotides long. RefSeq lists its product as uncharacterized. The transcript has 3 exons. Lineage: Eukaryota; Fungi; Ascomycota; Sordariomycetes; Sordariales; Sordariaceae. The record is from RefSeq and is a predicted model, not a curated record. Bases 1 to 1020 code for a protein of 339 amino acids.